Molecule: messenger RNA, 825 nt
Organism: Aspergillus heteromorphus CBS 117.55
Lineage: Eukaryota; Fungi; Ascomycota; Eurotiomycetes; Eurotiales; Aspergillaceae
Product: putative ribonuclease H1
Exons: 1
Coding region: 1-825 (274 amino acids)
Biological process (GO): DNA replication, removal of RNA primer
Molecular function (GO): nucleic acid binding; RNA-DNA hybrid ribonuclease activity
Source: RefSeq, a predicted model, not a curated record
AUGCAGCGGAUCCCACGCUACCUCCGAACCAAACGGAUAGCCGACUACGACCUCUUCCGCGCCCAUAUCGAAUCCAGAGCCACCACCCGAAGCACUCAACCCUUUCUCCCCGCGACAUUCAGCCCCCCAAGCCCUCAAACACUUCUCCCCACCAACUUCACCCCCCCAAACCCCCAAGCCACCCCAACGACCCUCUUCGAACCCCGGCACUUCUUCCUGCGCGACCUGCCCCCCAUCCGCCGCUUCGUCAACCGCACCGAUCCCUCGCAAUGCCUCGUCUUCACCGACGGCGCCUGCAUCCACCACCACCGAGACAAGAACAACACCAAACCCCCCAAAGCCGGCUGGUCCUUCAUCUUCAAACCGCCCCACAGCACAACCAAGAACGGAUACUUCUCCGCACGCCUCGAAACUCGCGGCCCGGAGGGCGAAACAUACCCCCAGACCAGCAACCGCGCCGAACUCCGCGCCGUGAUCGCCGCAUUGCGCUUCAUCUACUACAACGACAACGUCUUCGAUAGCGUCGUCGUCGCCACGGACUCCAAGUACGUGGUCCACGGCGCGACGGACUGGAUCCAACGGUGGGGGAGCAAUGGGUGGCGGUCGGUGAAUGGGACGCCCAUCAAGAAUCAGGAUCUGUGGCAGGCGCUGUUGAAGGAGGUCGGGCGGUGGGAUGCCGAUGGUAAGGGGGUGUGUUUUUGGUGGAUUAGGAGGGAGUGGAAUGUCAAGGCGGAUUGUUUGGCGAAGAGGGCGGCGAGGGAGGGGGCGGAGGUGCGCGAGUGGGUGGAUGUUGGCAUGCCGAUUUGGCCGAUUGUUGAGGGUUAG